AGCUGUCAGUACUGAAAAUCUAUAAGUUACAUUUCGUAUUUUCAGUACCGGCAAUGAAUUUCGGAACGCAGCUUAAGAAAGCGUGGUGGGAGUAUCAUAAUUUCCCACCACGCUUUCUAGUAUUUCUGUUGCGUCUGUUGCCCGCUCUCUUUUCUCUAUGUGUAUGUAUACAUAUGUAUAUUCGUACCGGCAUCGGAGAAAAAUCUAGAAAAAUCCGUAGAUCUGCAAUUUCAACAGAAAUUUACAAUAGAGCGAAACAAACGAGAGUACGAUACGUGUAACUGUCUGAAGGACAACUUCGAGACGAUGCCUUCUCGAGAGGAUCAUAGCCACGGACGCAUAGCAAAUUUCAAGUUCAAUAAUAGACACGAAGAGGCACGAGUGAGAAGGAACGCGUUAUCGGUAGAGCUACGUAAAGCCAAAAAAGAUGAUCAAUUGUCGAAACGGCGUAAUCUCAACAGCGAGCAAGAAUCUUCUAGUUUAUCGGAUAAAGCUAUAGUUUCGUCUACUUGCAUUUUUUCUAUAGAAGAAAUUGUAAACCACUUAAAUUCAUCGAACGAAACGUUACAAUUGACAGCGAUUCAAACUUGCAGAAAAUUAUUGAGUAGAGAAAGAGAUCCACCUAUAAACGACAUGAUAGAAGGUGGCAUAGUACCACUGUGUAUUAAAUUCUUGGAUAAUGAUGACAACAUUUCUUUGCAAUUUGAAGUGACAUGGGUAUUAACCAAUAUAGCUUCGGGUACAUCCGUACAAACGCAGAAUGUUGUAAAACAUGGUGCAGUACCGAAAUUAGUGAAGCUACUCCAGUCUGCGUCGCCUAUGGUUGCGGAACAAGCGGUGUGGGCCUUGGGAAAUAUAGCCGGAGAUGGACCGUAUGCGCGCGAUCUUGUUCUCGGACAUGAUGCUCUACCUCGUUUAGUCGAUUUAAUUAAACCUGACACUCCGAUGACGUUCACGCGCAACAUCGUAUGGACUCUGUCUAAUUUAUGUCGAAAUAAGAAUCCUUCUCCAUCCUUUGAAUUGAUUAGACCUCUGCUACCAGUAUUUAAUCGUCUGCUUAGUUAUACAGAUCGAGACGUACUUGCCGAUACCUGUUGGGCACUUUCUUACCUUACCGAUGGAACCAACGACAAAAUACAAGCGGUAUUGGAAACUGGCAUUAUACCGAAACUCGUAGAGUUGCUAGCAUCGCGGGAAGGAGCUAUCCUUACUCCAGCAUUGCGUGCAGUUGGAAAUAUAGUAACGGGUAACGAUGCUCAAACGGAUGCUGUAAUUUCCGCGGGAGGAUUAUCGCAUUUCGGUGCCUUGUUGCGAUAUCCUCGCGCCAACAUUGUGAAAGAAGCUGCUUGGGCAGUCAGUAAUAUUACGGCUGGUAACCCGGAUCAAAUCCAAAGCGUGAUAAAUGCUGAUCUGUUACAACCAUUGAUACAAAUACUACAAUUUGGAGAUUAUAAGGCACAAAAGGAGGCUGCAUGGGCUGUAACUAACCUGACAACGGGAGGAACGGUUCAACAUUUAACUCGAUUAGUGGGAGCAGGUGUAUUGCCCCCUUUUUGUAAUUUACUAGAAUCAAAAGAUUGGAAUAUUAUUCUUGUUGUCUUGGAUGGAUUAACUAAUAUUUUGCACGCUGCGGAGAAAGUGGGACAAGUGGAUAAACUCGCCAUUAUGAUCGAACAAGUUGGAGGAUUGGAUAAAAUAGAAGCGCUUCAAAAUCAUGAGAAUGAGGAAGUUUAUCAAAGAUCUAUGGCUAUAAUCGACGCGUUUUUCUCUCAAAAGGACGUCGAAGAAGAGGCUCUUGUUUGUCAGGUUAAAAAGAACGAUGAUGAACAGUUUGAAUUUAAUACAACGGAGGAUUCGUCGAUAAAUGAAUUUAAUUUCUGAAUGAAUACAUCUAUGUAUUUGGAUUGAGACGAUGUAAGUUAAAGAAUUCAUCGAUAUGAGACUUAAUUAUCAGUUUGUUGCGACAACUGCGAUGCGAUAAAAAUUAAAACACUUAAACCGACCGAUCAAGUUUCAACAAAAAAAAAAGAAAGUUUUAGUAUCGCAAAUCUAUUAAUCAAUAAACAAUGAUCUUAUCUUUUUCCAAGAAUGAAAUUGUAUUAAAUAAUUUUAUUUCGAUAAUCGAGUCUCGCAUCUUUUAUAUUAGACGUUUCUAUACAUAUACAUUGUGUGUGCGCGUGUGUAUGUGUGAAAUCUCUUUGUUACAUUGGUUUCUUGAAAAAGCUUUUAAUGUUAAUCAUUUGUGUAUUUCAUAAACUUUAGAAGCAUUUUGUAAUAAGAAUAAUCAAGUGUACCACUUUAAUGGAAAAAAAGAAAACAAUGUGGUUUAAUCAUGAUUUAAUUUUUUUUGCAAAAAGAACGAUGUGUUUUUCUUGAAAUGUUAUGUAUUCUUACUAUUCGAUCUUUUUUGUACGACCUAUUUAUUAUUCAAAAUUAUUGUUAUUUUAUAUGAUUUUGCAAUAAAUAUUUUUGUAUCCUUAUAAAUAUAUAUUUUUAGUAAUUUUUCUGUAUUUUAUUAUUUUGUUUCAAUUUAUUAAAAAAAGAAAUUAUAAAUUUAAAACACAUUAUUUAUUAAAUUUCACUACAUUUGUAAGAGAAUAUUCAAUAUGAUACAAUACAUAAUUAUAAGUGUAGUAUAUGUAUAUAAGAAAUUUAUAUCAAAACAUUAGACAAUAAAU
This is a messenger RNA of Solenopsis invicta (red fire ant), 2678 nucleotides long. It is a transcript of the gene Pen, whose product is annotated as importin subunit alpha. Gene Ontology annotation, cellular component: cytoplasm; nucleus. Gene Ontology annotation, biological process: NLS-bearing protein import into nucleus. Lineage: Eukaryota; Metazoa; Arthropoda; Insecta; Hymenoptera; Formicidae. Gene Ontology annotation, molecular function: nuclear import signal receptor activity; protein binding. Bases 307 to 1881 code for a protein of 524 amino acids. The record is from RefSeq and is a predicted model, not a curated record. The transcript is spliced from 8 exons.